GCCGCGCGGGCGGAGCGGCCCCGCCCGGAGCCUGGAAGCGGUGGCGCCGGCGCGGGGGAGGGGAGACCGGAUGUGAGUGGAGCGGCCAUUUCCUGUUUCUCUGCAGUUUUCCUCAGCUUUGGGUGGUGGCCGCUGCUGGGCUUCGGCUUCCAGUCCGCGGAGGGCGAGGCGGCGUGGACAGCGGCCCCGGCAUCCGGCACCCAGCCGCCAGCAGCCGCGCGCCCGCUCGCUGCGCCCCGAGCCCGCCGCUUCCCGCCUCACUGCCCGGCCGCCGCCGCCGCGGCCCAGCGAGCGGCCCAGAUGCAGGCCAUCAAGUGUGUGGUGGUCGGAGACGGAGCUGUAGGUAAAACUUGCCUACUGAUCAGUUAUACAACCAAUGCAUUUCCUGGAGAAUAUAUCCCUACUGUCUUUGACAAUUAUUCUGCCAAUGUUAUGGUAGAUGGAAAACCGGUGAAUCUGGGCUUAUGGGAUACGGCUGGACAAGAAGAUUAUGACAGAUUACGCCCCCUAUCCUAUCCACAGACAGAUGUAUUCUUAAUUUGCUUUUCCCUUGUGAGUCCUGCAUCAUUUGAAAAUGUCCGAGCAAAGUGGUAUCCUGAAGUGCGACACCAUUGUCCCAACACUCCCAUCAUCCUUGUGGGAACCAAACUUGAUCUUAGGGAUGAUAAGGACACGAUUGAGAAACUGAAGGAGAAGAAGCUGACUCCCAUCACCUAUCCGCAGGGUUUAGCCAUGGCUAAAGAGAUCGGUGCUGUAAAAUACCUGGAGUGCUCGGCUCUCACACAGCGAGGCCUCAAGACAGUGUUUGACGAAGCUAUCCGAGCAGUUCUCUGCCCACCACCUGUCAAGAAGAGGAAGAGAAAAUGCCUGCUGUUGUAAAUGUCCAAGCCCCUAGUUCUUGGUCCUGUCCCUUGGAACCUUUGUAUGCUUUGCUCAAAAAAUGUUGGAGCCUUUGCACUCAAUGCCAAGUUUUUGUUACAGAUUAAUUUUUCCAUAAAACCAUUUUGAACCAAUCAGUAAUUUUAAAGUUUUGUUUGUUCUAAAUGUAAGAGUUCAGACUCACAUUCUAUUAAAAUUUAGCCCUAAAAUGACAAGCCUUCUUAAAGCCUUAUUUUUCAAAAGCCCCUGUUCUUGUUCAGAUUAAGAGUUGCCAAAAUACCUUCUGAACUAAGUUGCAUUGUUGUGCUAUGAACACUAAGCACUAAACUGUUUAAAGACCUUUGUCUUUAAGAAGACUGUAGCUUCUGAAGUUAGGAGAUGCAGGUACUUUUCUAAGUAGUUUUCAGAUAUGUAAAGCAUAUCAGCCUCUUUAAUGAAUCGUUGCCAUUUAAUGCAUCAAUAAUUUACCUGCCCAUGUUCGUUACAUAACAUUGUACUGUAUAUCAUAAUGGAAUGAGUAUAACAACUCAGCUCUUUGGAUCAGUCUUUUGGAUUUCAUAGUGAAUUUUUUUUUUAAAAAAAUGAGUUGAUCCGCUUUUGCUGAGAUUUUGAACAGAACUCUUAUUCAUGUGUUUCCUCUAACGAAGUAUUCUGCUCUUAGUCAUGGGUGCGCUGGGGUGGAAUGUGUGAAACACUUAAUGUGAUCAAAGGAUGAAGACAGUAUUUUGACAAAACAUGAAGUGGAGAUUCAUUUACACUACAUUGUACAAGGAAUAAUCAAACUGAAUAUAAGUAUCACAGGUACAAAUUUUAAAAGGUUAAUUUCUUUUAAAUGCAGAUGAGGAAGAAAGGUCGGUAUUAUCAGUAAGUGUUUUCUUAAGCUUUUCCUUUCUCUUACACCUGCCAUCCCUCCCAAAAUUGGGCAUUUAAUUCAUCUUCGAACUGGUCAUUCCCUUAGUUGCUAACUUAGUGUUUUUCUAUAGAACCCCUUUUUAAUGAGCAAUAUGCCUCCUUGUAUUAUAAAAUCUUUCUGAUAAUGCAUUAGUUUUUUUGUAGAUUAGUAAAAGUGCUUUCCUGUUUUCAUCUUACUUUAUUCAGAGCUAAUAAGCGCUUUCCUUAGUUUUCUAGUAACUAGGUGUAAAAAUCAUGUGUUGCAGCUUCACAGUUUUAAAAAUAUUUUAGAUAUUCUUAAACUAUGAACCUUCCUAACGUCACUGUCUUGCCAGAUUACCAACACUGUCACUUGACUGAGACUGCCCCUCUGUACCUCACCCACACAGACACAUGCUCCCUUCGUUGCUUUGCCUAACAAUGUUCCUUGGGUCUAUGAGGUUCUGUAAACUGUGCUAGUGCUAACAAUGUUCUGUACAACUUAACUCACUGGCAAGAAUACAAUGUCGGACCUUUCAACCACUAGAACAAAAUUUUUUAAAUUGACAGUUGCAGAAUUGUGGAGUGUUUUUACAUUGAUCUUUUGCUAAUGCAAUUAGCAGUAUGUUUUGCAUGUAUGACUUAAUAAAUCCUUGAAUCACA
Messenger RNA from Lemur catta (Ring-tailed lemur), 2412 nucleotides. RefSeq names its product Rac family small GTPase 1 (gene RAC1). The transcript is spliced from 6 exons. Gene Ontology annotation, molecular function: GTP binding; GTPase activity; protein kinase binding. Gene Ontology annotation, cellular component: dendritic spine; cell cortex; cytoskeleton. Gene Ontology annotation, biological process: cortical cytoskeleton organization; actin filament organization; regulation of cell shape. The record is from RefSeq and is a predicted model, not a curated record. NCBI's taxonomy places the organism in Eukaryota, Metazoa, Chordata, Mammalia, Primates, Lemuridae. The coding region runs from base 301 to 879 and encodes 192 amino acids.